AUGUCAGCGACCGCAGCGCACCACUCGAGUUCCCACUCGGGCAGCAGCUCGUCAAACGUGAUUGGCGUGCACUUUCGGGUUGGGAGGAAGAUCGGCGAGGGGUCGUUUGGUGUCAUCUUUGAGGGAACCAACUUGCUGAACUCGCAGACGGUCGCCAUCAAGUUUGAACCGCGAAAGAGCGAUGCGCCUCAAUUGCGCGACGAGUACCGGACCUACAAGAUCCUCGCCGGUUCCGUCGGAAUCCCGCAAGUGUAUUACUUUGGCCAGGAAGGCCUGCACAACGUCCUUGUGAUCGACUUGCUUGGACCGAGUCUCGAGGACUUGUUCGAUAUGUGCGGGAGGAAGUUCUCGAUCAAGACGGUUUGCAUGACGGCCAAGCAGAUGCUCUCGCGCGUCCAGACGAUCCACGAAAAGAACCUGAUCUACCGCGACAUCAAGCCCGACAACUUCCUCAUCGGCCGCCCCGGCACCAAAAACGCCAACCUCGUACACGUCGUCGACUUCGGCAUGGCCAAGCAGUACCGCGACCCGAAGACGAAGCAGCACAUUCCGUAUCGCGAGAGGAAGAGUCUGUCGGGGACGGCGAGGUACAUGUCGAUCAACACGCAUUUGGGACGAGAGCAAUCGCGACGAGACGACCUCGAAGCGCUCGGCCACGUCUUCAUGUACUUCCUCCGCGGCGGCCUGCCAUGGCAGGGUCUCAAGGCCGCGACCAACAAACAGAAGUACGAAAAGAUCGGCGAGAAGAAGCAGAGCACGCCGAUCAAGGAGUUGGCGGAGGGGUUCCCUGACGAAUUCGCCAUCUACCUCAACUACGUCCGCAAGCUCGGGUUCGAGGAGACGCCCGACUACGACUUCCUCCGCGAGCUGUUCUCCAAGGUGCUCAAGAACAUGGGCGAGUCGGACGACGGCGUGUACGACUGGAUGUUGUUGAACAACGGGAAGGGAUGGGAGGCAGGAUCCACGGCGAUGCUCUCGUCUGGCUACGACUCUCGCCACCACCGCACGGGCCGAGGCGAGCGCGAUCGGGACCGCGAGCGUGAGCGAGCCGAGCGACACGCCCAGCGCGCGGCCGCCGCUGCCGCUGCCGCAGCCGCCGCAUCAGGCGGCGCAAACGGCGGGUCAGGCGCGCAGACUCCCACUCAGGCGGCGCGGGAAGCGAAGGUCGGGCGGCAACCGAGUGCGAGUGCGACGCCUGCGCCUGGAGCGAGCGCGAUGGCUGUCAAGGGGGUCCAGUCGCCUAAUGCGGCGGCACUUGGAGGCAAGGCGGCACAGCGAACGAGUAGCGGGCACCCUUAUGCGACUGCUGGCGGAGCAGGAGCGUAUGGAGAUCGCGCGGCGGGUGACUCGGAUUACGCGGCUGGCGGGUCGGGCGCGCAGGCUGGUGGAGCGAACGGGUACGCGAGGAACGGGCUUGGAGCGCAGGGCGGGCAGGGAACGGGUCAGAUGGCGGGCGACUACCGGCACCAGGACGAGGAGCACCACCGGAGCAGUGGGCGCGGAGGGUUCAACCUCAUCCGCUUCCUCACCUGCCGAUGUGGCUGA
Messenger RNA from Rhodotorula toruloides NP11, 1545 nucleotides. Its product is annotated as casein kinase 1. Gene Ontology annotation, molecular function: ATP binding; protein serine/threonine kinase activity. Gene Ontology annotation, biological process: signal transduction; peptidyl-serine phosphorylation; endocytosis. Lineage: Eukaryota; Fungi; Basidiomycota; Microbotryomycetes; Sporidiobolales; Sporidiobolaceae. The transcript has 8 exons. Gene Ontology annotation, cellular component: nucleus; cytoplasm. Bases 1 to 1545 code for a protein of 514 amino acids. The record is from RefSeq and is a predicted model, not a curated record.